Messenger RNA from Linnemannia hyalina, 606 nucleotides. The record is from the annotation of a GenBank genome assembly. Lineage: Eukaryota; Fungi; Mortierellomycota; Mortierellomycetes; Mortierellales; Mortierellaceae.
AUGGUCAAGUUCACUACCCUCCUUGUCGCCACCGUUGCGAUCUUUGCCGCCUCAGCCUCGGCCCAGGUCAGCACCCCUCCCCGCGAGUUUAACGCCGCUUCCCUCCCCUUUGACGAGUCCGAGGGCAACUACACCAUCUCUGGCAACGAUAUCCACCUCGAGAAGCGUGCCGCCAAGACCAACGUUCUCUCUGCUGCCGAGCAAAAGAGUAUCCUCGAUACCCACAACAAGUACCGCGCCCGCCACGGUGCCAAGCCCUUGAAGUGGAACACCAAGGCUGCUGCCUUUGGCGAUAACUGGAUCCAGGCUUGUCAGUUCAAGCACAGCGGUGGCAAGUACGGAGAGAACUUGGCUGCCGGCUACAAGAACUUCAAGACCGGUAUCGACGCCUGGUACAACGAGGUCAGCAAGUACAACUACAAGAACCCUGGGUUCUCCAUGGCCACCGGUCACUUCACCCAGGUCGUCUGGAAGGGCUCCAAGACUGUCGGAUGCGCCAAGAAGUUCUGCCCUGGAUCCAACUGGACUAUCUACAUCUGCAACUAUGACCCCCCAGGCAACUACCAGGGCGAGUUCAAGAAGAACGUCUUGCCUCGCAAGAAGUAA